AUGAAGACGAGUGCAGGCGACGGCAAUGGCGAUGGUCAAAACGAAGCUGCCACUCGCAAUGGCGACUGGCGGAUAGAGGAUGAAGGCUACCUCCACCUCCUCGACCAUCAUCAACAACAACAGCAACUUCAGCGGCAACAGCAACACAAACAGCCCAGGCGGCUCUCAAGUCGUGCCACAGCAGAAGCCAUGGGCGAUAGUUCCCGUGAACCAAACAUUUUGAGCCUAAACUGCUUUUGUUUGUACAAUAUAUUUCGUAGGAUUAAAAUAAACUGCGAGAAUGCCCAUAACGCCAAGGAUACCGUGGGGCAGUACCUGGAUCUCAUGAACUUUGCCAUCAGCUGCGAAACCUUGACCAAAGUAUUCAGGGAAUGGGACCCCGAACUGUACGAAGAGCUGAGGCUAACGCUGGACUUCUCGAAUAGAGCCCCACUGAUAAAUGUGAACCUAUCGAGUCUAUAUAAGUUCAUGCAAAAGCAGUCCCCGAGGGAACAGAAAUUAUUCUGGUCUGCCUACCUAAAUGCCAUCAGGGAGAACGACGAGUUGGAAGCGGUGAAAGUGACUUACAAGCCAUCGCAGUACUAUCCGCAACACUUGGACAGAUUCGAGGCUCUUCUGGAUGCCCUGAAGGAGAAAAAGACUCUGCGGAAGCUUGACAUUACCAUGAGAGGCUACAGUUUUGAAUAUGUGGAAAUCAAAGGUCUGAAGACCCUGCAACUGGACGCCCGAAUGGAUGUGAAUGACCUGAUCCAGUUGUGUCAAGGAAGUCCUAACUUACGCCGACUUAAAUUAACCAGUGCCGAAAUAUCUGGCAGAUUGUCUGACAUCGUUCCGUAUUGCAAUCACCUGGAAUACCUGACAAUUUCGAUGAAGGAGGACCUAGAUGCCGCAGAGUAUGCACCCCUUGCCCAGCUGCCAAAACUGAAGGACUUAACUCUCUUAGGGGAACCCAUUGAGGGUUCCCUACUGAAGCUUUUCCGAGGUCUGAAAGAAACCUCAAUCCAGCAGAUAAGCAUUCCGAAUGUAUAUAUCACCAUGGAAGAGCAAUAUGCGCUGUCAGAGAUUUUAUCAUUGACUUCACUCAAAUGCUGCCCCAAAGAUACUUAUAUACUUCAAGGCCUUUUUUAUGAGCCCAAAAAUUUGAAGAAAACUUACUUAUCGUUUCCACUAAACCGAACCACUCAGAUGGACUUGGAAACGGUAGUAUAUCGCAUGCGUGCUGUUGUCAGAAGUAGGAAAAUCGAUUCACCUGAGACUGCAAGAGAAAUUGCUAGAUUGUCACCUGGAAAUGAUGAACUAGAUUGGGGUAUCCUCGCACAUGCUCUUCAAUAUUACGUAGAGGCUUGGAUUACGAUGGAUGAGAUAGGCCUAUUGGCUGAAAAUUAUUCCAAAUCGGGUCUUCUGGAAGUUUCGAAACUAGAACUUUCAAAAGAUAUGCCAAUUACCCAAAACGUAAUCGACACUUUGGGUGCCUUUCCCUCCAUUACCUACAUCCGAUGCUACUUGCAUCAAUUGGAGCAGAUAAUUGCAGUGAAACUACAGCAUCUCAAUAGCAGAGAAUGGGUUUUCAGGCGAAUGGAUCGCAUCCGAACCGAACACUGCGAAGUUCGUGUGCUAAAUCUCGAAGUGCCCGAAAUAUGGACUGUCGUUCUGGACUUUUUCGAAAAGGAUGUCUCUAUCGAUGCGAGAAUUUUUACACCUUUGGUUAAUUUAAGAAACCUAACGAGUCUUAUAAUCGGGAACUCCUCCGGUAACGGAUCCCUAAAGGCGCUUUUUAAAAGCUUUGCCUCGAUGGAAACACACAUUCUGGAAUAUUUACGAGUGCCAUUCCUUGGCCCAGAAGAAGUCGCAGAGGUGGCGAAAAUUCGUAGCCUUAAAGAGCUCGAGUGCGGUUUCUUUUGUUCCAGAUUCAUUGACCAUCUGGCCACAAUGAAUCAGCUUCAGCUGCUCAACAUUAACGUUCAUCCAAUGGGACGGUUGAGGGAUCUGUUCAAAGCCUUGGCCUCUAAACAGGAUCAAACACUAACAUGUCUCAUUGUGGAGAGAACAGUACUCACUUUCGAAGAGGUUAUCGAGGUUGCGAGAAUUGAGUCCUUGUCGGGCUUACAACUGGGGUUACCUGAUAGACAGAACUGGCAACACUCACCGAGCCAUAGAGCAGGAAACCAAUACGUUCGCUAUUGUCAAAAGUGCCAGUUGCCGCCGAGGGGCUCAGAUGUUUUUCAGCACCGCAUCUACACUAAAGCCCUGCCAUUUAUUUCCCAAGAAGUUGGCUUAGACACCCAGGUUAGAUUUCUAACCGAGUUGUACGAGACUUCAACACCCUUAAACCUCAACCUAUUGACCAAGCUUCCAAGAUUGCGGUGGUUGGAUAUACACCUCUUAUACUCAAUUCCAGCUGUGGAGAAUCUAUGCAGGACUCUGGCCUUAGAAGCCCCCCAAAGAACACGCAAAAUAACAUUUCCCUCUCAGGACUUUAAGCUUAUGUCUCAAUUCGAAGAACUGCAAUAUCUGGAUUGCUUUGUCUACCAUAUGCAAGACAUUGAGAGUGUUGGUCUCCUAAGGAAUCUAAAGGAGCUCAUAUUGCACAAUAUCCACGGAAUAGAGAUGUGGGAGAUACUGAGGGAACUCAGAGAAUUACCGUAUCUUGAAUGUUUGGUUGUGCACGGCAAAGAUCUGGACAACUAUGAAAUAGCUGCUGUGGUUAAUAUAAAAACGCUAACACGACUUACUGUUGGCCUGGCUUCGAAUGAAUGGUUCAAGUAUCUGAUAUUGGCAAAGAAUCUGGAAAUCUUGGAGUAUCCCUAUUUGCUGCUACGAGGCAUUUGGGUGGACUUUGAGCGCCUGCGUCAGGUGUACUACUACAACGAUUUAUAUCUGCAAUUGGAGUCACUCACUGCUGAUGGUUAUAUAAGCAGUGACGAAUCCGAAGAAUCAGACAGUGAAGUGUAUACUUAA
Molecule: messenger RNA, 2958 nt
Organism: Drosophila kikkawai
Lineage: Eukaryota; Metazoa; Arthropoda; Insecta; Diptera; Drosophilidae
Source: RefSeq, a predicted model, not a curated record